Mycena citricolor is the source of this 3102-nucleotide messenger RNA. Lineage: Eukaryota; Fungi; Basidiomycota; Agaricomycetes; Agaricales; Mycenaceae. The record is from the annotation of a GenBank genome assembly.
GUGCUCUUCUCCAGUCGCGCUCCCCAGCCAGUCGGCCAUCGAGACAUGACGACCACCGCGCCUCUCCAGCACGUCCCGCAUGGGCGCCAGACUUAUGAGACCGUCAUGUUCUUCUGGCGGACCGUCACACAGAUCUUUUUCCGUGAAGUACGACCUAGGGGGGCGUUCAACAUCCCCAUGCAGGGACCCGUCAUCUUCGUCGGCGCACCGCAUAACAAUCAGUUUCUGGACCCGCUCCUGCUGGCACUGGAGGUAUGGAGAGAGACGGGGAGAGCAGUGCAAUUCCUGGCCGCUGCGAAAAGUAUCGAACGCAAAGCCGUGGGCUUUUUCAUCCGUCUCAUGAACAGCAUCCCUGUCGUGCGUGCCGCGGAUUCGGCUAAGGCAGGGUCAGGCAAAAUCACGCUUUCCGCGGCCGACCCGUGUGUUGUUCUCGGGUCUGGCACGCGUUUCACAACCGAGCUCAAGCCGCGCAUGCAGCUCAUGUUGGCCAAGUCCCUGGGCUCGCCGAUUGCGGAAGUCGCAGAGAUCGUUUCGGACACGGAGCUGAGGAUCAAGAAGGAGUUUGGCGGCGGGAAGGGCACGGGUCGGAUUCGCGAGAAGGUUGAGGAAUUGAGGGCUGCGGGCGAGGACGGAGGGCUGCAAUACAAGUGCAUGCCGUUCGUCGACCAACAGGAGAUGUAUCAAUAUGUGUACAACUCACUUAACGAAGGAGGGAGCAUCGGUAUAUUUCCUGAAGGUGGCAGCCACGAUCGCACGGACCUUCUUCCGUUCAAGGCCGGCGUGUCGAUCAUGGCCCUAGGUGCCAUGGCGAACGACCCCAAACUCCAGGUGAAGAUCGUGCCCGUUGGACUGGCGUACUUCCAUGCGCAUCGGUUCCGCUCUCGGGCGGUUGUCGAGUUCGGCAAGGCUAUCGAUGUCCCGGCGGACUACGUGACGAUGUUCAAGCAGGGGGGAGACCAAAAACGAGAAGCUGUAUCCAAGUUUCUGGACCUCAUCUACGAUUCGCUGAAAACCGUCACCGUGCGGGCUCCGGAUUAUGACACGCUUAUGCUUAUACAAGCUGCGCGCCGCCUGUACAAAACGCCAGGACAACAUCUCACCCUCGGUCAGACUGUCGAGUUGAACCGCCGUCUUUUGGAGGGCUACGUUCAUUUCAAGGACGAACCCCAGAUUCAGCGUGUCCGCAAGGAAGUCUUGAAGUACAACAGACUCGUCCGCGACCUAGGGUUACGCGACCAUCAGGUCCCUCGAGCUCAGAGAGCGCUGUGGAAGACCCUCGGUUUGCUCUUGUACCGCAUCUGUCUGUUACUUGUUUGGACGACUUUCGCUCUUCCCGGCGCCAUUCUCAAUGCACCCAUAUUCAUUCUAGCAACCUCGAUAUCACGCAGGAAGGCUAAAGAGGCACUCGCUGCAUCGCAGGUCAAGAUCGCGGGAAGAGACGUGCUUGCCACUUGGAAAAUUCUCGUGGCCUUGGCAGUUGCUCCUCUACUCUAUCUCUCGUAUGCCGCAUUGACGGUCCUGAUUCUUGCUCGCGCCGGCGCCCCUUUCCGAUGGAAGCUGCUUGGUCCGAUCUCUGUGUUGUUCGGAGUGCCUGUGAUGAGUUUGGCGGCUCUCAAAUUCGGCGAGGCCGGACGAGACGUCUUGUUCUCACUUCGUCCACUGGUAAUUGCACUCUUCCCAGGUCAACAGCGGUCUUUGGAACAGCUCAAAACGAAACGGGAGAAACUGGCCAACGAAGUGGUCGAUAUUAUCAACACGUUCGGGCCUCAGAUCUACAACGACUUUAACGAGGUGGGCUCAGACGUGACCUGCCUCUGCUCUUGCUGAAGACUUUGGCAGUGGAAGAUCUUGGUCCCAAGCGCGACUGUCCCUCCCUCAACCGGACUCCUGGCCUUUGGCGACGGAAAAGUGGAAAUGGUGGUGUUGAUGCCCAGGGUCUGCUGAUGCCGCAUCCGAUGACCUGGCUGGAUGAGCGACUGUUUGGCUGGUCACGCAGCUCUGUUCGCGGCACCAGUGCCUGGGCUGGAUCCACCGAUGCCAGUCGAAUUGGCACACCCAACGAAUCUGAAGAUGAAGACGCCGGCGACUACGAGAACGUGAUCGCCCUGUUGCCGGAUCCAGGGUCAAAACCUCGCAGUCGGAAAAACUCGUAUGCCGAUCUCCAGCGCCUGAAGAUGACAGGGCUCACUCCUGCAAAUCAUUCGCCGUCUACCUCUCCUCGACUGGGACAUCGGGAGCGGAAAGCCACGCUGUCGGACGGUGUCCCCGUCCAGCGCAUCGCGGCGGUCUCCGGAUCGGACCAGUUUGACGAGGCCACUCAGAGUCUGAAUGAUGAAAUACAGAUGAGACGCCGGAAGAUGGACUCGCAUGACUCGUGAUUUGUAUUCAUUCCACAUCUGUACUGAUACACGCAUUUCACUUCACCCCGUCAGAAUCUCGACACCAGUUUCUGUGAUCCUCAACGUCUCUUCGAACUGAGCACUCCUCCUCCCGUCUACUGUAGUCGCCGUCCAGUUGUCUGGCCAGUGCACAGUUUCCCAGCUCGGACCAAGAUUGAUCAUGGGCUCGAUGGUGAAGAUCAUGCCAGGCUUCAUGGUCCCUAUGGCUUUAUUUUUGGCGUAGUGCGGGAUAUUUGGUGCGCAGUGGAACAGCUCGUGAAUGCCAUGUCCGGUAUACGUCCGAACGGACGAGCAGCCAUUCCCGCGGGCAAUAGGCUCACUGAAAACAGUCAGAACCAACCCCAAUCUCGGCAACAGCACGGACAUCACUUUGCCAAUGUCUCGGAACAGGGCACCGGGCUUGCAAAUCUCAAUCGAUUUGUCGAGGCAUUCACGCGCUGUCCGGAUAAGUUUCUCCGACUCCUCGUCAAUCUUGCCCACAGGAUAUGUCCCGUUCACGUCACCAUGAUAACCUGCAGCGUGGAGAUGAGAAGAAGCACACGAAAGCAUGUUGCGCACAACCUUGAUAGAACACACUAAUGUCUGCGAGCUCCGGUCAGAUUUAACCACGCAACACAGAUUGCACGCACCCAGGUUGACGAUGUCGCCUUCCUUCAAGGGCCUCUGAUCCGGGAUCCCAUGGCAGAUGACCUCGUUGAUAGAA